Messenger RNA from Helobdella robusta, 360 nucleotides. RefSeq lists its product as hypothetical. NCBI's taxonomy places the organism in Eukaryota, Metazoa, Annelida, Clitellata, Rhynchobdellida, Glossiphoniidae. The transcript has 2 exons. The record is from RefSeq and is a predicted model, not a curated record. Bases 1 to 360 code for a protein of 119 amino acids.
AUGAUAAAUUGCACACCGGAGAUAAUCAGGCCAUUUAAAAUAGCGGACCGCGAAAUUCAAGCAAAGAAAAUCGAAAAAAAGGCAAGACUCAAAAGACUCAACUCUGUCUUCACACCAGUGAAGACAGAGUUGGAAGCUCGUCAACGGGCUCGUGAAUUAAAAACCAGAAAAAAGAUUUUAAUUGACCACAAUCAGCUGAAAUCAAGAAAGACAGCUAAAUUGUUGCAGAAGCAGAAGAAAAGUAACACUAAUUUUCCGACAAUCACGACUGACGACAAAAUACCUUGUCAUCUCUGUGGCAUACUAGUUAACGUACAUCCAUUUGAAGACUGGAGAGAAUUUCCGUCCUGCGAAAAAUGA